ACAGACGCUCUCCGUGAGCCGAGACCCCUUCUCGAGUGAAUACAAAACCUUACCGCGACCCACACAGACAGCUUUUCGGUCCAGUGUGCUUUAUUUAACGUUUGUUGUUUUUUGUCACUUGGUACCGGCUCCAACUAUCGAGGUUGUCGCGAACGCGUACGUUCCACCAUCAACGAAUGUAAAAUUAUGUGUGUUAUGCGUUAACUCGAGUGCUUCGGAAACCUUUCAGACCUGACUAGAAAGUUGAUUGAUUUGUCUGUGAUGGAUGAAGAUGACUGUCGCAACGGUAUUGGAACUAAAUCUCCUAUCAAACGACUCGGAUCAACGAGGAAACUUCUUCUUUUUAACAAUAUAAGACUCCAAUUGACAGAGCAGUUACGAUGCCUGGAUACACGAAUGGAAACUCAGGUGGCUAUUGUCACCGAGCUCCAGGAGUUUUUCAGGCGGAGGGCAGAGGUUGAACUCGAUUAUAGCAAAAGUCUUGACAAGUUGGCGAAAGGUCUUCAGCUACGGCAUAAGGAACACAAACAGAAAAGAGAACAGUGGUCACUCUUUUCAAGUUAUUCUUGUUGGCAACAUCUUGUUGAGCAAACAAAAACAAUCAGCAAAGAUCAUGCAGCACUGAGUGAAAUAUAUUCAGUUCAUUUGGUUUCUAAAUUGUCCCAAGUCAUAGAAGACAUACAACGGAUUUACAAGAGGUGUCGAGAAAUCGGUUGUGAUAUGCAUGAUGAAAUAUUCAGAGUGCUUCAUGAACUUCAUACAUCUCUCAAAACAUAUCAGAUGUACCAGGCCAACUGUAAACAAGCUGAGACUAAAUUACGUUUAGCUGAGGCUCAGAGAACAAAAAUCGAACAAAGUGUUCCUAAAGAAAAACUCGAUCGGUCGAAAAAAUUCCGUCUGAUUGAAAAAGACGUUCAAAAGAGAAAAAAUAAAUAUUUUGAUGCUAAAUUGAAAGCAUUAAAGGCUCGAAAUGAAUACGUUCUGUGCAUCGAAGCAUCUAACGCCACUCUGCAUAAAUAUUAUGUGGACGAUUUGUCCGAUCUUAUUGACUGCAUGGAUUUAGGUUUUCACCAUUGCAUUUCCCGGGCUCUCUUGAUGCAUGUAACAUGCGAGGAAGGUAGACAAAAGUCGAUUCAAGCCAACAUGGAUUCAUUGAAUGCUGUUAUAUCUGGUUUGGACUCGAGACUUGACAAGCAACGUUUUUUGGAAUUUAACCACACUGCUUUUAUGAUCCCAAAGAAACUGGAAUUUUUAGGCAAAAAGGAUGAGGCUGAACCUGAACUUCAAAAACUGUUAAGUGCAGAUAUGGGAAUUCGUCUUGCACAAAUGGAAUCCCGAAUUAACACCGUACGAGCACAAAGUGAUGAAGUUUGGAAGACACUGGAAACAGCGGAAGGCUCUUUAUUACAAAUGUUAACCUUGAAAGAUUACGAUUGUUCAAAUUAUUUCGGUGACGGAGCACAACCCACAUCAAAGCCUCCAGAAACAGCUUCUUUAAAAUUAAGAGCUGAUCGUCACGAGACAGAAGAAUUCUACCUCACAAAAUUGCGAGAUUUUCUUCUUGGUACUUCUCAAAUAGCAAGGCUGAACGUCAAGUAUGAAUACAUAAGAAAUACUCUGGCAGACUUGAGUUUCAGUCCUCCUGCUCCGACUGGUGCAAGUGGUGUGAAACCUCCAAGAAGGAAGUGCAUUGGCAGGCUAAAUACUACAACUCAGCCAAAGCUGUUUGGUGGUUCUCUUGAAGAGUAUAUCGAAACGACAAACCAAGAUAUACCUUUGAUCAUUAAAAGUUGCAUACGAAUUAUCAAUCUCUAUGGACUCCAUCACCAAGGGAUUUUCAGAGUUUCGGGAUCGCAAGUGGAAAUAAAUAAUUUUAGAGACUGUUUUGAAAGGGGUGAAGAUCCUUUGGCAGAUAUUACAGAUGCUUCGGAUAUGAAUUCAGUUGCUGGUGUUCUCAAACUUUAUUUGAGGGAAUUGCGAGAACCGUUAUUUCCAAUAAUUUAUUUUGAACAGUUCAUGGAACUUGCUCAAUUGGAAUCGAAGCAUGACUUUGUGAUUAAAAUGAAAGAUCUUGUGCAAAGUUUGCCACGCUCAGUGAUCAUUGUAAUGAGAUAUCUUUUUGCAUUUUUGAAUCAUCUUUCGGAAUACAGCGAUGAAAACAUGAUGGACCCGUACAAUUUAGCAAUCUGCUUUGGCCCUACACUCGUUCCUGUUCCAGAGGACAAAGAUCAAGUCCAAUAUCAAAAUCAAGUAAACGAACUUAUCAAAAAUAUCAUCCUUUUCCACGAUGAUAUUUUUUCAUCUGAUAUUGGCGGCGUCAUGUAUGAAAAGUACAUUACAAAAGAUGAGGACAACGAUGUUGGAGACUCUCCAUCUGAGCAUGUUCAUGAAGACCUAGACUCAGAAGUUUAUCCAUCAGAAGACGAAUGUGAAUGUGUUGAAGCUACUGCGCAAUAUGAUUUCACUGCAAGAAAUGACCGAGAGUUGACAUUAGCAAAAGGAGACAAUGUCAUGUUGUUUAGCCAAGUGAGUUGUGACUGGUGGCGUGGUGCUGUCAGUGGAAGAGAAGGAUUAGUCCCUGACAAGUACAUUACUAUAAAAAUAAAAGAUGAUGGGAAUGAAAAGCAAGAUAAAUGGGACAUUGACGGCGAAGUUGAAGAUAAAAAGGACAGGGCAGAAACCGGUGAGUCUGAAGCAGGUGAGUCGACGAGUGAACAACUGCAGACUGUAACUACAACUUGGCUCCCGCAGCAACAGGUAUCUGAUUUAUCUGAGCACAUUAUUACAUCUACAGUUCACCCGAGUACAAGCACAACUGUCAAAAUUGAAGCAGAGCUAAGUGAUAAAACUAGAAAAACUCAUUGGAAAAGUCAGAGCAUUGGUGAAGUUAGGGAUAACGAUUCAAUCGACGGUCGAUGCUCUUUCAAACAUAACAGAGAACUGUGGCAAAGAAGAGCAGCUUCACAAAACGCAUUGUCGACCAUGUCAACUGAACAGUUAGAGCUCAAACAUAUCCAUACCCCCGAUCUUGUAAUGGAUUUGCCAACCAAUCCAGAAGAACACCCCGCUGGGCUAGAGAGCCCGGACAUGACAACGGCCGCUGAAAGGUUUGCUAAGCAAAAUCAGUGCACUCUUAAAAAAAACACAAAGGCACCAAAGGCAGACCCUGACUCCAAUUCCCCUGUAAUGCAGAAAAAAACACAAAUUAAAAACAAACCUGAGAUAAUGAAAAAGCCCAUCUGCCUUCCACAGUCACCUAUGGUUAUAAAAAAAGAUCAAAAGCAAUGAAGAAUUUGUUUUUAGAAAUUUUCAGACCGUCGAACUUUAAAAUUCCUUAGGUGAAAUUUCUUCAUCCGAUAUUUCGUUAGAUUAGGGCUAAUUGCUUGUAAAGUUUGAUUUAACAGAAAAACUAUAAUACCAAAGUUCUCAAAAUCCUAUCUAUCAGACUAUUAUAUGUCAUAUAAUUUAUUAUUUUAUAUAUGUGUUGUGUGUUUAUAAUAUGCAUACUACACAUAAUAUCAAAAUGUGAUAGUUUAAUUACAUAUAUAUUAUAUACCUUUAUACUGUGUUUAUGUAUAUGUGUAUUAAGCCAAAUUAUACAACCGUACUUAACUAACAUUCGUUAUAGAUGGUAAAAAAAUAGACACAAUGUACUUUGGACAAUAAUAUAAAACAAGGAGUAAUUUUUAACCCAAGAUUAUGUAGGGUGUGUUUGAUUUUAUCUGAUCUUCAACGCUAAUUUUAAUUUUGAUAUUUCAUGCCUUUUCAAUUGCAAUGUCCCUCAAAGUAUUUUUUUAAAAACUAAAAUUGUCAUAAUGAUCUGACAAAAUUUAAAUAUAUUGUAUUUACACUUGAUUAAUAUCAAAAGUGAGUGUUGAUUUUUUGUGCUAAUUUCUAUAUUAAACGCUAAAUUAAUUUUGCAAACUUUUAACUCUUAAAAUUAAACUUUUUAGUAUUAGUCAUAAUGUUUAAUUAAUACUUAGUGUAUCUAGAUAACGAAAUUAGCCGCUGUAUUUUGACAUUGAAAUUACAUUCCUAAAAAAUAAAUGUUAGUUCAUGCUUAAUUGACCUGCAUGACCAUAUGAAUAUAAUAAACUAUUAAAGAUAAAUUGGUUCUAAAUGUUUAAACUACAGUAUAUUUUAUUAUGAGCUAUGUUUAAAAUAUUUUGGAGGGAUGAAAUGUUUUGAUGAUGUGAUAUCUUUUGAAAAACCUUUCGUUUUUAUUUUUUUUAAUGCUUGGUUGUAAAUGUAAGAGUUUUGUAUCGUAAUGUAAACUAUCAUUGACUGAGAAGACACCAAAAAAAAUUAAUAAAAUAAAAAUUAAAAAAAAAGGCUGAGGAAAUUGCUGGGGAGGGGUACUUGCUCAAAAUUUUAGUGCUUCACUUUUUGUGGUCAUUCCUAACUACUUUACAUCAA
Molecule: messenger RNA, 4416 nt
Organism: Cimex lectularius (bed bug)
Lineage: Eukaryota; Metazoa; Arthropoda; Insecta; Hemiptera; Cimicidae
Product: SLIT-ROBO Rho GTPase-activating protein 1-like
Exons: 14
Coding region: 262-3288 (1008 amino acids)
Biological process (GO): signal transduction; negative regulation of cell migration
Cellular component (GO): cytoplasm
Molecular function (GO): protein binding
Source: RefSeq, a predicted model, not a curated record